AUGUUUUUGAGUCGUUGUUUAUACAAAAUAGCUGAACAAGAUCUUGGUCGUCAUUUAAAUUUACCAUUUAUUGAUAAACUUCGUGUUUAUGUUCGUGGUGGACGUGGUGGAAAUGGUUUAAAAAAAUAUGGUGGUAUUGGAGGGCAAGGUGGUCAUGUUCUUGUACAUGGUAAACGUAAUUUAACAUUAAAAAAUGUUUAUGAAAAAAAUUUAGCUAAACGUUAUAUAGCAUCCGAUGGUGAACAUAGUUAUAAAACAUGUUUAAAUGCACAAUCAGGUGAAAAUCUAAUUAUUCAUGUACCAUUAGGUAUUCAAAUCUUACGUGAGAAUGGUGAAUUAAUAGAUGAAAUAAAUGAUAUUGAUGAUGAAUGUAUUGUAGCACAUGGUGGUGAUGGAGGAAAUUAUAAAACACAUUUUCAAGGACAACCUGGUGAAGCUACAAUGAUUAAUUUUGAUUUAAAAUUAUUAGCUGAUGUUGGAUUUGUUGGUUAUCCAAAUGCUGGUAAAUCAACUCUUCUUUCAAUGCUUUCUCGUACACAACCAGCAAUAUCACCUGUACCAUUUACUACUCUUCAUCCUCAAUUAGGCACUGUUGUAUUUGAUGAUGGUCGUUCAUUUACUAUAGCUGAUUUACCAGGUCUUAUUGAAGGAUCACAUGUAAAAAUGGGUCUUGGUUCAAGAUUUUUAAAACAUACAUUACGAUCAAAAAUUCUUUUAUUUAUUAUUGAUAUAAAUGGAUUUCAAUUAGAAUAUCGUUCACCAUUACGAUCAGCAUUUGAUUCAAUUGUAUUUUUAACAAAAGAACUUGAACUUUAUGAACCAUCUCUAUUAAAUAAAUCAGCCAUAUUAGCUAUUAAUAAAAUUGAUCAAUUAGAUAAUAAUGAUAAAAAAUUAAAUGAACUUUAUGAUUCAUUAAAUAAUUAUAAACAAAUAUUAGAAAAUGAAUAUGAUAAUAAAUGGUGUCCAAAAAAUUUCUUUCAUUUUGAACAUAUUGUUGAAAUAUCUGGUAAAUAUGGUACAAAUUUUAAACAACAUGAUGGUUAUUUACUUAGUGAAUUACUUAAUGUAAUAUCUAUGUAUAAAAUUGAUGAUCUUGAUUUUAAUGAUUAUAUUGAACCAAAUUUAGAUCAACAAUUAAUUAAUGAUAAUGAUUUUCUUUGGAAAUUAUUAAGUCAACAUCAUUGGACUGUUUGUCGUUAUUUACGUUUAAAUGAUAUUGAUCGAGCUUUUCGUCAUCAAUCAAAAAAAUUCUCUUGUUUUAUGUCUAUUCUUAAUGGAUAUUUAAAUCGAAUGAGUACUACUACCAGUACAUUUGUUGAUGAUGGUCAUGAUAUAGAUCAAAUAAAUCCAUCAUUAAAUGAUGAUGAACCAUCAUGGUUAUUACCUGUUUUUAAUCGACUUGCACAUGAAUUACGUUUACUUGCUUUACCAGGAAAUGAUGAAUUAAAUAAUGAUGAUUAUGAAACAUCAGAUAAUAUGAAUUCAAAUAGUACAAUACAAACAUAUAAUAGUCAAUUAUUAAAUGCAUUAGGUGCUAUACAAAGAUUUCCAUCGACUACUAAAUUAAGAAAAGUUGGUAUUUUUAUUAUUGUUAAUCAAAUGUUAAAAACAUAUUAUGCUUUACAUAAAUUUAAUUUAUGUACUUAUUUUAUUUCAAAAACUGAACGUUCAUUAAAACAAUAUAUGCAAGAAGAAAAUACUCAACAAGAACAUCGAUUUUCAUCCUAUGUACUUACAUAUCGUUAUUUUCUUGGUAAACAUCUUUUACUUCAACAUAAUUAUAAAUCAGCUAUUGAACAUUUUGAUUAUGUAUUUACAAAUUGUCUUGAUUCAAAAAAAAGUGGUAGUAUUAAAAAUAAACAACAAUCAUUAUUAUAUUUAGUUAUAGUUAAAAUGUUACAUGGUUCAACACCUAAAAUGGAUAUACUUGAAAAAUAUCAAUUAAAUGAAUUAAUUGAUUUAAUUGAACCAAUACGUAUUGGUGCAUUAAAAUUAUUUAUUGAUAAAAUAAAACAAUAUGAACAAUUUUUAUUUGAUAGUGGAUUAUUUUUUUUAAUUGAAAAUUUAAAAUUAAUAACAAUAAGAAAUUUAUUUCGUACAUAUGUUUAUCAAAUUGAUCAACAACAAACAGAUAAAAUUCCAUUAGAAACAACAUUAUUAUUAUUAUUAAAUUUUGGAUUUGAAAAAGAAAAUUUUUUUACAAUUAAUGAACUUAUUGAUAUAUUAAAUAGUUUGAUACAAAAAGGGAUGAUUAAAGGUUAUAUAUCAUAUAAAUUUCGAACGUUAGUUGUUAGUAGAAAAGAUCCAUUUCCAAAAAAUUUUCGUUUUACUUCAUUAUUAAAUACAUCAUAA
Messenger RNA from Rotaria sordida, 2352 nucleotides. The record is from the annotation of a GenBank genome assembly. NCBI's taxonomy places the organism in Eukaryota, Metazoa, Rotifera, Eurotatoria, Philodinida, Philodinidae.